This is a messenger RNA of Danio aesculapii, 4070 nucleotides long. RefSeq names its product hepatocyte growth factor (gene hgfb). The transcript is spliced from 18 exons. The record is from RefSeq and is a predicted model, not a curated record. The coding region runs from base 116 to 2260 and encodes 714 amino acids. Gene Ontology annotation, biological process: proteolysis. Gene Ontology annotation, molecular function: signaling receptor binding; serine-type endopeptidase activity. NCBI's taxonomy places the organism in Eukaryota, Metazoa, Chordata, Actinopteri, Cypriniformes, Danionidae.
ACAAGAGCCACUGCAGGGAGACUACAGAUCCACUUAUUUUAAGGGGAAACGCCACGAUUUUCGACUUAUCUUUUGUAUUUUUGUUUUUGGGUCACAUAAAACUCUUUAAAGCGACAUGUGGAUUUACAAAAUUUUGCUCUGUGUGGCCGUUUUGGUUUACUCAGAAACGAAGAGACAUGCUCUGCAAGACUACCAGAAGACUGAUGCCAUGCGCUUGGUCACUUCACCUGGUGCGUCCUACAUGACCAAAGGCCGCAAGAUGAGCAUAGGAAAGUGUGCACGACGCUGUAGUCGCAACAGGAAGCUCCAGUUCACCUGCAGAGCAUUCAGCUUUGAUCAGAAAAGUACAAAAUGUCAUCUACUCUCCUAUGACAGCCUCACCUUUGGCGUCCGCAUGGAGAAUGACUUCAACUUCGAUCUAUAUGAGAAGAAAGACUUCAUGAGAGAAUGCAUCAUCGGUAAUGGACUCAACUACAAAGGGAAAAGAUCGGUGACUAAAAGUGGAGUCCAGUGCCAACUCUGGAAUUCCAAAAUGCCGCACGAGCACAAUUUCUUACCCCAGAGGCACAAACAUCGAGAUCUACGGGAUAAUUUAUGUCGUAAUCCGGACAACACCACAACAGGUCCUUGGUGUUUUACCACAGACCCCAAAUUACGUCACCAGGACUGCAGCAUCCCACAAUGCUCGGAGGUGGAAUGUAUGACGUGUAACGGAGAAAGUUAUCGUGGACCCUUGGACCACACGGAGAGUGGCCGGGAAUGCCAGCGCUGGGAUCUUGAGGAACCACAUGAACACAUUUUCCACCCUAAAAGGUACCCCGAUAAAGGUCUAAAGGACAACUACUGCAGGAACCCAGACGGGCGCCAGAGACCCUGGUGUUUCACCACCGAUCCCAGCACUCCAUGGGAGUACUGUAACAUCAAACAGUGCGAUUCAGACAACAGUGGUGAUGUUGAAAACACAACAGCGUGUUUCCGUGGACGCGGAGAGGGGUAUCGCGGGAGGGUUGGCAUCACCCCUGAUGGAGUGACUUGUCAACGAUGGGAUGCCCAGUUUCCCCAUCGACACUCGUAUACGCCACAAAAUUACCAUUGCAAGGAUCUGCGGGAGAACUACUGUAGAAAUCCUGAUGGUCGUCAUCUCCCAUGGUGCUUCACUACUGAUCCCACUGUACCUGUAGCUUUCUGCACCAACAUCCCUCGCUGUGGAGUCAAACCUCCUGAACCUGAAGAGUGUUAUAAGGGCAUUGGUGACAUGUACAAUGGCCACCGGUCAAAGACUCGCUCAGGCAUCCCCUGUGCCCUUUGGAAAGACCACAGUGAAAGUAACGAAAGAGAUGUGAACUUGCUGACGGCUGAACAGGCAGGGAACUUCUGCAGAAAUCCAGACAAGGACAAACACGGCCCGUGGUGUUACACCAACAGCUCAUCCAUCCCCUGGGAUUACUGCUCUCUCAAACCCUGUGAGCCUUCACAUAACAAUCUGCCACAAAAAGAUGAGGUUACAAAGAGCUCGUGUUUUGUUCAUAAGCAGGUGAGAAUCGUCGGUGGCGGGCCUGUCCCGAUUAAAGAGGGCAGCUGGAUGGUCAGCAUACAGAGAGGGAGCAGUCAUUGGUGCGGAGGCUCUCUGGUCAGGGAGGAGUGGGUGCUGACAGACAGACACUGCUUCUCCUCAUGCGUGCCUGACCUAUCAGAGUACAGAGUUUGGCUUGGUAUUUCCCAUCUGAAUGAAUCAGGUGAGAAUGACUUCCACAGACAGGAGAGGAGAAUUUCGCAUGUCAUCUGUGGCCCAGAAGACUCUAGUCUCGCCCUUCUCCGCCUGUCCCAACCUGCACUCCCGAGUGAGCGUGUCCGAGUUAUUCAGCUGCCCGUAGCAGACUGCAGCAUUCAGGAGGACACCAUCUGCUCUGUGUACGGCUGGGGGGAAACCAAAGGCACUGGACAUGAGGGAACAUUGAAAGGAGUUAAUCUGCCCAUAGUGAGCAAUGAACGAUGCCAGCAGCUUCACAGAGGGACUCUUACCAUCACUAGUUCUAAACUGUGUGCUGGUGGCAGAAGAGAUGAAGGGGUUUGUGAGAAAGACUACGGUGGCCCUCUAGUAUGUCAAGAGAGUAACAGUAAAGUCAUUGUUGGUGUGAGCAUAAACGGCAGAGGAUGUGCCAGACAUAACCGACCGGCCAUUUUUGUGAACGUGGCCUUCUACGCCGGAUGGAUUCAUAAAGUUUACAGAAAUUAUCCAAACUCAGAAGUAAACAAUUGAUCACAUGAGCAAGAUUGAACUGAGAUAUAAGAACAAAAUAUCUCGACAAAUCCGACAGCUCAUUUCUUGAUUUAUUUUGUUCAUCAACAACAACAAAAGAAGUGUUAUUGGAAGCUUUCCCAGCUUGGCCAUAAAGCAUAUAUUCCAAAACUACUAAAAGUGCUUUAAACUGAUGCUCUAAAUUCAAGCAAUUUGUACACCUAAUAAUGCCAGAACCGCAGAGCAAGGCGCUGGGAGACAAGAGUCUCAACAGGCUAUAUUCGCAACUAGCCAUACGGAAAGAUAAAGACUACUGGACCGAAGUGCAGACGAGCAGCCAGAAUCUGUUUCAAGAAUCAAUAGCAAUUCCUGGCCACCAACCAAAAACCUCAAGUCCUCGAAGAGAAAUCUUGCUGCAGUGCGCUUCGUAUGUACAUUCAACCCACACAUCACCCGUCAAACUAACAAGCUGGACUUCAGUUGGGAGAUUGGAUUCAGAAACCUAACCCAAGUUUAAGUCUGGAAUCAAACCAGGACUUGAUAUAUGGAUACAAACUCUGAGAUCCUCAACAGAAAUCCACCGUUCCCUCUUUCAAAAGCAUACAAAGCUUACCGACAUACACAUUUCGGGUGAGAAAAGAGGGCUGUUAUGAUUAUAAGUACUUGUUGAUAUAAAACCCUCAUUAACGGUGUCAUUCAAAAAGCCACUUUCGAUAAAGUAUUAGCUGUUAGCAUUGCUAAAUGUAAAAUAGCUUAUGGGUAAAAAGUAUACACAGAAGGCUUUUUUUGCAGUUUAUGGACCUGACAAAAAGCCCCUUCAUUCAAAGGCCUCUUUCGAUAAAGUAUUAGCUGUUAGCUGUUAGCAUUGCUAAAUGUAGAUUGCCUUUUGGUUUAAAAGUAUACACAGAAGGCCUUUUUUCAGUUUAUGCUCCUGAUAAAAAGCCUCUUCACUUAAAAAGCCCCUUUUGAUAAAGUAUUAGCUGUUAGCAUUGCUAAAUGUAGAUUUCCUUAUGGUUAAAAAGUAUACACAGAAGGCUUUUUUGCAGUUUAUGCUCCUGAUAAAAGUCUUUUUAUUCAGAUAGCCCCUUUUGAUAAAGUAUUAGCUGUUAGCAUUGCUAAAUGUUGAUCGCCUUUUGGUUAAAACGUAUACACAGAAGGCUGUUUUUUUUUGCAGUUUAUGCCCCUGAUAUAAGUCUUUUCAUACAAAUAGACCCUUAUGAUAAAUUAUUAGCUGUUAGCUGUUAGCAUUGCUAAAUGUAGAUUUCCUUAUGGUUAAGAAGUAAACACAGAAGGCUUUUUUGCAGUUUAUGUCCCAUGAUAUAUCUUUUCAUUCAAAUAGCCCCUUUCGAUGAAGUAUUAGCUGUUAGCAUUGCUAAAUGUUGAAUAUUUCAAGGGUAAAAAGUAUACACAGAAGGCUUUUUUGUCGUUUAUGCUCCUGAUAAUACUUGAAAACUCUCAUGAGAGAGGUCACUGUGUCCCUCAAUAACACCUCCUCAUGUCGCCGUCACGAUGUUUAUAUAGUCAAAGGUGUUCCAUCCAUUUUCAGUGUUGAUAUUUUGUCCGCAAGCCUGAACGGAGAUGACAUGACCUGCUUGUAAUGACAUGCAGCAGAAAAUCGUAGUUGUCAUAACAUAUCAGCAUCUUGAGGUUCCCAUACACUAUGUUUGGUUUAGAACGGAAUUCAGAGGAGGAUUUGGAAAUGUGUGUUGUAAAUACUGUGGUCAUGGGAGUGGGCUAAUCACUCCCAGUUCUUUCGUAGGUCUCAUAGACCUUUAUAAAAUGUUACGGCAUGGUGGCCUCCUCCAUUCCAGUGUCUUUUCGUGUCCUUGUU